AUGACGAUGUUGGUCGUGGCGGCCCCCGGGUUCUCGAAUAGGACCUGUCCCAACAUCCCUAUCGCGAUGGGCGUGCUCGGGGUUAUCCCCGACGGCGACCGCGACCGACGAUCCACAAAUGGCGCCGACGAUGGCCCAGAUCGCGAUCGCGUACAGCAGCGCAAGCAGGAAGCGUCGACGCGCUCUUCGGUCCGCGAUUUGCAGGGCCGAGGGUUGGGAGUGCGAGAUGGGGAGUAA
This is a messenger RNA of Microbotryum saponariae, 237 nucleotides long. NCBI's taxonomy places the organism in Eukaryota, Fungi, Basidiomycota, Microbotryomycetes, Microbotryales, Microbotryaceae. The record is from the annotation of a GenBank genome assembly.